Bacidia gigantensis is the source of this 3771-nucleotide messenger RNA. RefSeq lists its product as uncharacterized. Lineage: Eukaryota; Fungi; Ascomycota; Lecanoromycetes; Lecanorales; Ramalinaceae. Gene Ontology annotation, biological process: error-prone translesion synthesis; error-free translesion synthesis. The coding region runs from base 1 to 3771 and encodes 1256 amino acids. Gene Ontology annotation, molecular function: DNA-directed DNA polymerase activity; damaged DNA binding; deoxycytidyl transferase activity. Gene Ontology annotation, cellular component: nucleus. The record is from RefSeq and is a predicted model, not a curated record. The transcript has a single exon.
AUGGGCUCAAGGUUGGAAGCCAAGUCUACGGAGGUUCGCCGAAGAAUCGAAAAGCAUAGAUUUGAGGACGAACAAGGCGAAGAGUACGAGCCGUCAAAAUUCGGAGGCUUCAACGACUAUUUCCGGAGAAAGAAGAUCAAACUUCAAAAUCUCGAUGCAGAGCUUCGAUCGUCAGCUCGCGAUAAACCCUCGAUUUUCAAAGGUGUAGUAGCUCAUGUGAAUGGCUACACACAGCCUUCUCUGAAUGAUUUGCAUACUCUCAUUGUCAGUCACGGUGGCGGUUUCAUUCAAUACCUUGAUGGCAAGACUAUGGUCACUCAUAUCAUUGCAAGCAAUCUCACACCCAAGAAGAAGGUUGAGUUUGCAAAGUAUCGCAUAGUCAAGCCAGCAUGGGUAGUUGAUAGCGUGAAAGCUGGGAAGCUGCUAUCUUGGAAUGGCUACAGGGUGGUUGAUGAAGGUGUUGGGCAGCGAGUCCUUGGAUUCGAGCACGGCAGUGUUGUGAGCCAAGCGAACAAGAAGGUAGAAGGUUACAGAAAUCAAACAGACACCAGUUGGUACACAAGCCAGGUCAAAGAUAUAGCGAAUCAAGUCAGUUCAAAUGAUCAAGGGGUCGCACUUGAGACAACGCUACCAUCCCUGACGGAGCGACUUGCAGAAGAUGGCAAUACAUCAAAUGACUCCAAUCCUUCUUCGCUAACUGAACACAUAAAUGCAGAAGUCAACGAGGCACUGAACACGAAUCUGCCCGAGUCCCCUAGAAACUCACGGUUUGAACCCGAUUUUGGCGAACAAGCAAAUGAGAAGUAUCUCAAAAAUGAUUCUGACGACCAAAUAAGAGAUGCGGCGCCAUUGCAAGCUAUUAAAUACUCUUCGACAGAAUUUUUAGAUGUAUCCCAUGAUUUGAUUGAGGACAAUGUGAAAGAUCAAGGCCCGGCAACAGUACCCAAGGAUCCAGCAGAUGAAGUCAAAGCUAAGAGUCCGAGUUUUUGGAAUGACGAAAGCCUUCCCGAGAGUCCACAAUCCACUGGUUUAUUGUCAGAACCGAGCUCGGAUGUUUUGAGGUCCACCUCUUUAAAACCCGAGGAUGGUGCAAACCAAGAAUCCUCUGGAGUUCACACUGUUGAUAAAGUAUCUAAAAGGCUAGAGGACUUGACAGCAGAAGAGCAUAACGCUCUCCUACUCGCUGAUCCAAAAGUGUGGAAAUCCACAGUGGUCAACCCUGGCUUCCUCAAGCAGUAUUAUGAAGAAUCUCGAUUACAUCAUCUCUCAACUUGGAAAGCGACUCUCAAAUCAGAACUACAAGCACUUGCAUCGGAGAAGACCGCCUCGCAAAAGGCCAAAGAUCAGAGAAAACCAGGCACUCGCCGCUAUAUACUCCAUGUAGACUUUGAUAGCUUUUUUGCCGCAGUGUCGCUUCGCAAAUUCCCUCACUUGACAGGGGAACCUGUUGUUGUGGCCCACGGUAAUGGUUCUGGCGCUGAGAUCGCAUCCUGUAAUUACCCUGCCCGCAAAUUUGGUAUCAAAAAUGGCAUGUGGAUGAAGCAUGCGCAAAAAAUGUGUCCUGAGCUCAAAGUGCUCCCCUACGAUUUCAAAGCUUAUGAAGACGCGAGCAGAAAAUUUUACGAAGCUAUCAUAAGCACUGAUGGCAUGGUCCAGAGCAUCAGCGUCGACGAAGCCCUGCUUGAUAUGAGCGUUCAGUGCAUCGCUGCUGCUGGGCACGAUGGCCGAUGCAUCCACGAGGGGAGCAUCUGGCGAGAGCAGGCUGCGGCAGAUAGCAUAGCCCAAGGUCUACGCGACGAAAUCACAGAAAAGACUGGAUGCGCUGUUUCAAUUGGCAUAGGUGGGAACAUACUCCUUGCUAAAGUAGCACUUCGUAAAGCAAAGCCGGCAGGCCAAUACCAAAUCAAGCCUGAAGAUAUUCUAGAUUUUCUUGGGGAUCUAACAAUGCAAGAUCUUCCUGGCAUUGCUUACAGCAUUGGAGGUAGGCUAGAAGAAAUUGGCGUUAAAUACGUUAAGGACGUCCGACAAUUGUCCAAAGAACGUAUGAUCUCGGUGUUGGGCCCCAAAACAGGAGAGAAGGUUUGGGAUUAUUCCCGAGGCAUCGAUCGGGCUGAAGUUGGCGACCAGGUGAUCAGGAAGUCUGUUUCUGCCGAAGUAAACUGGGGCAUACGUUUCGUCACACAGGAACAAGUCGAUGAAUUUAUCUAUUGCUUGGCUGAAGAGUUGCAGAAGAGGCUACAGAAUGAAGGUGUUAAGGGACGCCAGUUGACAAUGAAGAUCAUGCGGCGUGCUGCAGAUGCGCCUCUCGAUCCUCCAAAGCAUCUAGGGCAUGGCAAGUGCGACACUUUCAACAAAAGCCUGGCAUUAGGAGUACCGACCAAUGACUAUUCAGUCAUAGGCCGUGAGGCGCUUUCUAUCUUGAAAGGUCAUGGCUUCACUCCUGGAGAGCUUCGAGGCCUCGGCAUCCAAAUGCAAAGGCUGGAGCCAAUUCACACGAACGCAGGCAGCGGCAUUGACAGCUCGCAAAAACGGCUGCAAUUCAAAACGCUGACCCCACGAAAGCCUGCUUUCGCCGACGACAGCCUCAAUGCCGACGAAAUUGAGUCUCCCCAGAAAGCCAAAGGAUCGGCUGCUCCACAUACUGCUGCAGCCUUCCCUAAAGUCUCUUCCUCAAGCUCAAAGCCUCGUCUGCCAUUGAAUACGCUAGGAACACAAUUUGUGUUGCCAUCUCGGAUUGACCCAGAGAUUCUCAAAGAGCUCCCUGACGACAUACGAUCAAAGCUAUUGCAAAGCAAGAAAGCUAGUAGCAGUAAAGCGAGAACGAUAGAAACACAGGGAGAUGCAUCACCAGAACCUCAACAAGAAAUGACCAGGCAAAAGCACGAAGAUUCUGGAAUGCCAAGGCCGUGCUCAUCGACGCCAGCUCUAGCGACUGAUAGUGUUCCGACACACUCUCAGAUUGACAAGGAGACACUAGAUGCUUUACCGGCCGAUGUCCGCUCUGAGGUGCUAGCUUAUUACGCUAUGUCCCCUUCGAAGACACGUAACCAAUCCGUUCUUCCCCAAUCACCUCGGAAAGACCGUGCAAUCAAGUUACCCAAGAAGCUUACCACGCCGAUCAAGAAACGGGGUCGACCUUUGGGUGGUGGGGGACUCAAAGCACAAGCAGCGUCUUCGUCAACGCUGACCCAAUCCAAUUUCGUAGCGAACCAACCUUUAAACGAAUUCAAAGCAGCCGCCGCGAGUAUCGCUCAUGGUGUGGUCCCUGAUGAAAUUUCUGCAGAUUUCCUUGCUGAGCUGCCUGAUGAAUUGAGACACGAGGUACUGGCUCAAGCGCGCCGCGAUCGAUUGCAGAAGAACGCUGGGCUUGACCUUGCUGCGCGGAAGAAAAGACCACCCUUACCAAAAGGCCUACCGGCUGGUCAGCGGACACUCAGCUUACCACCUCGACCGCCCAAACCAACAUUCACAGCCAAGAAAUUCACGGGUUUGGCGGAUCUGAGAAAUGCAGUCAUGGCUUGGUACGAAGAAUUCAAGGAGGAACCACCGUACGAAGAGGACGUAGCUUCGUUGAGCAAGUAUCUAAGACGGGUGAUUAUUGAUGAAGGAGAUAUGGAAAAGGCCGUCAAUCUACUUAGGUGGCUUCGUUGGGUCAUCGACGAGGAUACUAGGAGAGACAGUUCUUCUUGGCGCGUAGCUUUGAAGCAUGUGGAAAACGAAGUGCAGGACGCAAUAGAAGCUAGAGGAUUAGGGAAGAUUGAUUUGUCUUGA